Messenger RNA from Pseudophryne corroboree (corroboree frog), 5268 nucleotides. RefSeq names its product zinc finger protein 569-like. The transcript has 11 exons. NCBI's taxonomy places the organism in Eukaryota, Metazoa, Chordata, Amphibia, Anura, Myobatrachidae. The record is from RefSeq and is a predicted model, not a curated record. Gene Ontology annotation, biological process: regulation of transcription by RNA polymerase II. Gene Ontology annotation, molecular function: DNA-binding transcription factor activity, RNA polymerase II-specific; RNA polymerase II cis-regulatory region sequence-specific DNA binding. The coding region runs from base 2978 to 4555 and encodes 525 amino acids.
UGUUGGUGGGAGGGGUGUGGUACAUGAGACAUGUGCGGAGGUGUUGGUGAGAGUGGUGUGGUACAUGAGACAUGUGCGGAGGUGUUGGUGAGAGUGGUGUGGUACAUGAGACGUGUGGAGGUGUUGGUGGGAGGGGUGUGGUACAUGAGACACGUGCGGAGGUGUUGGUGAGUGGGGUGUGGUACAUGAGACAUGUGCGGAGGUGUUGGUGAGAGUGGUGUGGUACAUGAGACACGUGCGGAGGUGUUGGUGAGAGUGGUGCGGUACAUGAGACAUGUGCGGAGGUGUUGGUGAUGAGGCUGUGGUACAUGAGACGUGCGGAGGUGUUGGUGAUGAGGGUGUGGUACAUGAGACAUGUGCAGAGAUUCGGACAAUAAGUCGACAUACACAAAUAUCGAUAUAUAUACAUAUGUAUACGUCAGAAUGUUGACAUACUGGGUUGUUGUUUUUUUGUGCUAAAUUUAGCCUAACCCUAAACACAAAAUUAUAAUGUCAAUAACCUAUAAAAUGCCGCACUCUGAACAUGUUGACAUUUUAUAUGUUGACCUAUUGUCCAUGUAAACAUUCUGACUAUUGACAAUUAGACCAUGUCAACAUUCUGACUGUGUAUACCAGUAAUAGUAUUUUUUUUUAAUGUGGUUGUACUUCUGUUUGAGGGAUAAAAGUCAUUAGGUUUUAUCCUUUUCUUAUAUUUUAUUACUUUCACUUAUGGGGUGCAGAAUCUGUGACAGUCACACAAUGGCACCAACACUGCACAGUAGAGAAAUACAUAAGGUAUGUAUCAUUCAUCAAAUUUAUUUAGUGCAAGGUUUCUGUCUGGGUAGAUGCUAGAAUCAAGUGGGCUAAGGGACCUUUUCCGUAAGGGGGAGGAGUUACGACGCAAGGGGGAGGAGCUAGGCCAGCGGGAUAGUUCCUCUACUAUCCACGCCACCAACUAUUACCUUUAGUAAUUAGGUGGUGAGCGAAGCGGAGCGGAGCGAGCCACCGUGCCCGAAGCGUGGCGAGCGAAGCGAGCCCGCGAGGGUACUUUUCGGGUACCCUGUUCGCCCGUAGCUCCUCCCCCUGGUGACGUAGCUCCUCCCCUCAAUACGUCACAAGGUCCCUUCAGCCCCUCCGAUAUAGAACCAACCUUUCUGUCUGACUACAGUCCUGUAAUACCUAGUGGGGCCACUGACUCAUACAGUCAUUGUAGAUAUAAAAGCAGCUAGCUGCUAGUGGGAGAAUGAAGACGUGAUGCAAGGCUGCAUCUUAUAAUGGCUAUUUCAGAGGUGACUACAGUUGCAUUUUGUUUUGUUUCUGUUUACAUGUUUUUAAAUGCAAGACCAGCUACUCCCUGAUCCAGAGCCUUGGCUGUAACUGGGUUUACCAUGGUGGAAAAGGGCAUCCUAUUACUGUAUUGAUAGUCACAUCCUAUUAUGUGACUGACUGCCUCUUUGUCCAGAUACUACUGGUGUGCUCCCUGCCAGUUACAAUACAACUACAACUUGGCUGGCGAUAUCCAUUGAUUUCGGUGUUUCCCACACAAGCUGAGACAUGGGGGUAUAUUUACUAAGAUUCGUAUUUGUCGGGAUUUGGUGGGAGUUUAAACUCGAAUGUCAUCGGUAGUGUGCAUUUGCAACUUUUUGAAUUUAUGUUCGCUCAUUUACUAAGCUUUCGUAUUCAUCCUAUUCGUAGUGGUCGAUGUCGCGGUCAUUCGUAUUUUUUCGCGGCCGAAUGUGUUUUUUUUUCGGCCGAAGAUGGUUUUUUCCACGCGUCAUUCGUACUAUGAGUGUUCGGCCGUGAUACGUCACCAAUGCGGCCUUUUUUUUUUUAAACUUUUCGUUUUCUAGUGUGAGUCAUAUGAUUGGUUUCGAGGAAUACGAGGGAGUGUCAAUGCGCAACCAUAUAAAUACGCCUCCAAACGACCGAACCUCGUGGGUUUAGUCAGUGGAGAGGAGAGAGGUAGCGUUGUGAGUAGUUUGGUUAGUGAGUGGUUUUGUGGUUGUUCUAUUGUUGUGUGCUGUGCUGUGAAAGGUGUCUUGUGUUGUUUGUUGUCUUGUUACUUAUUAGUGUCAUUUUCUGUCCUUGUGGUUUUUUUAUGAGUAUCUUGUCACUGUAAUUGUGUGUGUGUGUGUGUGUGUGUGUGUGUGUUGUGUUAGUUUUAGAGGUAGUGGAGUUUUAUUUUUUUAUAUUUUUUUUAUUUGUUUAUUGUUGUUUGUGUCAAUCAUGUCGGAUUCUGAGGUUAGUGAGGCGGGGGAGGUGCAGGAGGUUAGUAAGGGGGGUGAGGAGGAGGAGGUUGCAGAGGAGGCACCGGAGUCGUCUAGUGAGAGUGAUGUGGCUCCGCAGCCACGUACCACAACCAAAUCAGGGCGCAAUGUAAAAUGUACUUAUGAGGAGAAUGUGGCCCUGGUUCAUGAGAUAAUGCAAUAUCAUCGCCAGCUUUUUGGCCAAGAGGCAGCUAAGGUGUCAUCCAGGAAGAAGGCACAAAUGUGGCAUAAGGUGAUUGAUGCAGUCAAUUGUGAGGGCUUAGUGAGGCGAACCGAGGAGACCUGCAGAAAAAGGUUUUAUGACAUAAAGCGUCGUGUGAAAGCCAAAAUGGCAAGGGAGGCCAAGUCUGCACGCCAAACUGGUGGUGGUGCCCCUUUUGUGGCGACGUAUUUGGAUUAUGAGUUGCCCCUGCAGAGCCUCAUUCCUACAGAGGUCGUGAGUGGGACUUAUGGGAAGGACUCCGAUCGGCCAAAGAAGGCUGGACAUAAAAUGACUAAAGUUUCCUCCGGACCAGGCUCUUCGCAAUCUGCGAAACCAUUUGCUGCUACUGCAGGAACAUCCACACAGGUUGAUUCGACACGGAGGUUAAGUCUGACUGGGGCCUCCAGACCAGCUUCACAGACAUCACCAAGACGACGCAUCUCCAAAGUCUCAGAAUUACCACCACAUUAACUGCUCGAGAGUCCGCCACCCAUGUCCCCGCACUCGCCACAGUUGCCAGACUGAAGGAAUGGAGAAUUUGGCUUCGCAUUCUAGUAAGAAGAGUACCUCAGCUUUGGCUCUCGGCUCAGUGACCUCUGUGAUCUUUAAUGAAGUUGCUGUGUACUUUUCUGAAGAAGAAUGGAACCUCUUAGAGUUGUGGCAGAAGGAGCAGUACAGCAAUGUUAUGAGGGACAUUCAUGCGGCAUUACUCUCUUUAGGUUACACAAUACUUCAUCCUAAUGUACUGUGCAGGAUUAGACGGGACUGUGAGCCAUAUAUCAGCAGCCAGGAGGAGGAUAGAAAAGGCAUCCAUUUUCCUUCUACUAGCUCUUCAGUUCUUAGUCCGGAUAUCAUACUCAGAAUCAAACAUGAUGAAGAUUUAUGCUGUAAUGAAGAGAAUUCUGCAGACAGUGCACCAAGAUUUUCAGGAAAUUCGAGUGGAUUACCCAAGCUCCUUAGUAUGAAGGAAGAAGAAUUAUGUGACAAAGGUAGAGACAAUCCAUCAUCAGAGUAUGGGUGUCUAGAUCCACCCACUGAUGUCUCCGCUAAUAAGAAAGAAAAGUAUGACAUGGAACAAAAAGAUGUUCAGACUGAUGAAGGAAAUUCCAAUUUAAUCACAAGUGAAGCCAAUCACCUGGUUUUCAAUCCCAAAUUAUCCAUUUGGAUCAAGCAGGUGGAUGAACCAUCUGAAUGUGUACUUCCUGUGGCCCUAAAAGCCAACUGUACAGCAGGUGGAAAUGAUGACAAAGUAAAAUCAGAGAAGGAUCUUGUUCCUGAGUGUAAUAAAUUGCCUUCAGAGGAAGCUUUAACAGAAAAUAUAUCAAACAAGGAAAAUGCUCUGGAAAAACAACCAAUACCACAAAAAACGAAUUCCUUGAAUAAACCCGACCAUACUGGGAAAGGGGAAGAAAGUCUUCUCUCAAUUGUGCUUAAAAGAGCUAAUGCUGGGAGUUUAUAUAUGCCAAAUUAUAAAUAUUCAAACAGUUACAAAGGCUUGGACUAUCCUAGAGGCAUACCAAGGACGCCAGAGAAAGAGACUUGUUAUGGGACUAAGCUACCUAUCUUCCAGACGCCAAACAGCAAUGAUCUCCUCAGCAGCUUCCAUGCCCGCUCAGCAUCUGCAAACCACAUUGCACAUCAAGUAGACAAACCUUUCAGAUGCCACAUAUGUGAGAAAUGUUUCAAAACUCUUGGUAUACUAAAUGUCCAUAUGAAGACUCACACCGGAGUCAGACCGUAUCAAUGCAACGAAUGUGGCAAGAGUUUCCGAGACAACUGGAACCUUAAGGUUCACCAGAAAAUCCAUACUGGGGAGACCCCAUACAAGUGCUCUACAUGUGAUAAAGGUUUUAUUCAGUAUGCUACUUAUAUGAAGCACCAACGUAUACACACGGGCGAAAAACCAUAUUCAUGUUGUUACUGCGAUAAAAGCUUCACAAAUAGUUCAAACCUUGUCAGACAUCACCGAACACACACCGGGGAGAAACCAUACACAUGUGUGGAGUGUGGGAAAAGCUUUAGCUACAACACAAGUCUUAUUCAGCACAAAAUAAUCCAUAGGGUAGAGCUGGCAGAGAAUGGUACCAAAGACUCCAGCAAUAAAUGAAUGCCGCAUGACUCUAGACUUGCACUACAACAAUAUGGCACUUACUACAUUCAGAAGUGCACUAGAAAAACUUUAUUUAUACAAAACAAAUUUAUAAAUUUGUGCUUCUGGUGCCAGCUUUUUACAUUUUGAAUAUAUUUGUGGUUAAUUUAAUUUUUAUUCAGUACGAUUUUAAAAUGAUUAAUUGAUUUUAACCUGUGUUUUCCAUAAGUAUAUGGAGUGGCAGACAGGCCAAAUGUCAUUCAAAAAUUUGUUUUGUGGAAUGUAAUUUUGUUGGUCCCUUUGAAAGUUGUGAGGACUGAAAAUGUUUGUUCUAUGAGUCAUUGAUCAUUUCUCUUACCUUCCAAUAGUCGGGGCGCUAUACUUGCUAAUACUGCAUACAUGGAGAGUCAGGGUACAGUUAGAAGGAUGGAGUUAUGUGGAAAAUGCUUUUCUGGUUGAAGUGCAAAAGCAGUUAUCCUGCAGAAGUCAUUUGUACAUUGCUAGAUAGUAGUGCAUAUGUAAUAAAACAGUAUAGCUUAAACACACUGCUAUAAACAAUAGCAAUAUUAACAUUGAUUGGCAUUCAUUAGGCUGACUUCACUACUGAAUUUGACAUCUUAUGCAUUAUCCUGGAAUACUGCACACCAUUCCUCCAUCAUCAAAUAUAAGCACAGUUUGUAAUAACUCAGCUUAUUUUUUACAGAACAUAAAUUUACUGUAUGUCUAUAGAA